This is a messenger RNA of Xiphias gladius (swordfish), 3466 nucleotides long. It is a transcript of the gene akap10, whose product is annotated as A kinase (PRKA) anchor protein 10. The record is from RefSeq and is a predicted model, not a curated record. The transcript has 15 exons. Gene Ontology annotation, cellular component: plasma membrane. Gene Ontology annotation, molecular function: protein kinase A binding. Bases 194 to 2044 code for a protein of 616 amino acids. NCBI's taxonomy places the organism in Eukaryota, Metazoa, Chordata, Actinopteri, Istiophoriformes, Xiphiidae. Gene Ontology annotation, biological process: intracellular protein localization.
UAUUGACAAUAUGGCCGUUGAACUGGGCUUGGAUUUGGAGCAAAUUGUAAUUUGACAGCACUCACCGGGGCUGCGAUAACGACCCGUCUACAACUCAGGAGAGUAAGGGACAGAUGCAUUUGAAUGAAGGGAGCCGCGAAUGCACGGGGCGGUGUCAGUGAGCUGAGGAAACGUCCAGAGUGCGAAACCCGUCAUGUCGUUUUUCAAGAGGAAAGCCAAAAGCAAAGAACCUGAGAGAGUGACAGAUGCUAAAGUCAGUAGAGCUCCAGUCAGCCCUCACUCUCCAUCAUUAGGACUGAGGAACCACCAUGCCAUCCAGGAAGCUGCGGGGCCAAGCCAUGUGGCCAUCAAUGCCAUCUCUGCCAACAUGGACUCCUUCGCCCGCGGUCGCACCGCCAUCCUCAAGAAACAGCCAAGCCACAUGGAGGCUGCACACUUUGGCGAUCUCGGUCAUUCCAGUGUGAACUAUCAGCCCCAGGAGACCCGCUCUCGGCUAUCCAAGACAGUGGACCAUGUCCUUCGGGACAAUGUGGCGAUGCCUCACUACAUGCAUUUCAUGGAACUGCAGGGUGCUGACCACCUGGUUCGGUUCUGGUUAGAGGCUGAGAGUUUCCGUUCCACCAGCUGGUCGCGAGUCAGAGCACACAGUCUAAAUUCUGUAAAACAUAGCUCCUUGGCUGAGCCCGUCCCUGCGUCCCCGGAUGGCUCAGAGCUCCGAGAGACAGCCCCACACUCACCCAAUGCCCUUGCCCGGGACAGUAGCAGUGAAGGUUCUACGGUGCCGUCAGAGCGGCGCAACUCCUCCAGCUCAGAAGCUGGCCUGAGACCCGGCACCCCUCGCGCAGAAACCCCCAGCAGGCAGGCACCCUCCAGGACAGGGACUCCCUACAAGGUGCAGUCAAACAGCACCCUGCGAGAGCUCUCUGACAAACUCAUGAAAAGUAUAGAGAAAGAUGCAGUUACAAUCUUCACCAAGUACAUCUCUCCAGAUGCUGUGAGGCCCAUCCCCAUCACAGAACAAAUCAGAAAUGACAUAGUCGCUAAGAUAUGUGGAGAGGAUGGCAUGGUGGACCCAAACUGCUUUGUCAUUGCACAGUCCGUAGUCUUCACCAUCUUGGAGCAACAGCACUUUAGUGAGUUCCUGCGGAGCCAUCAUUUUUGUAAAUACCAGAUCGAAGUGUUGACUAGUGGCUCAGUGUUCCUGGCUGACAUCUUGUUCUGUGAGUCAGCUCUCUUCUACUUCUCUGAGUACAUGGAAAAGGAGGAGGCGAUGAAUGUACUGCAGUUCUGGCUGGCGGCAGACAACUUCCAGAACCAGCUAGCAGCUAAAAAGGGCCAGUAUGAUGGCCAGGAGGCUCAAAAUGAUGCCAUGAUCCUCUACGACAAGUAUUUCUCACUCCAAGCUACCAACCCUCUGGGCUUCGGCGACUCUGUGCGGAUGGAGAUAGAGUCGAAUAUCUGCCGAGAGGGAGGGCCUCUCCCUGACUGUUUCACUACUCCACUCAGACAGGCCUGGACAACCAUGGAGAAGGUCUACAUGCCAGGCUUCCUGUCUAGCAACCUUUACUACAAAUACCUGAGUGACCUCAUCAAUUCGGUGCGGGCGGAUGAAUUUGUGAAUGUCAGCACUCCAGGUCAGGGUGGGCCUGCAGACAACGACCGCUCAAGUUCAAAUGCCAGCGAGGGCUCUCAGACUCAGCAAGGUGCCAAAAAGGCAGCGAUCAAGAUCUUGAAAAACUUCGAUGAGGCGAUCACAGUGGACGUCGCCAGCCUGGACCCUGAGUCCUUGUACCAGCGGCCAUAUGCUGGAAAGAUGACGUUUGGGAAGGUGAAUGAGCUGGGCCAGUUUAUCAGGGAGGCAGAGCCAGAGCCGGAUGUGAAGAAAUCCAAAGGCUCCAUGUUUUCUCAAGCCAUGAAGAAAUGGGUCCAAGGCAACUCAGAUGAGGCCCAGGAAGAGAUGGCAUGGCAGAUUGCCAAGAUGAUUGUCAACGAUGUCGUCCACCAGUCAAACCGUGACAGCCCCGGCAAGGCCACCAAGUUAUGACCCCACUGAAGAACCAAAGGACUGUCACUCCCUGCAGAUGUGGCUGGCCGAGCCAGUGACAAACCGUACACAGGGUUCACCCUGCAAUGAACUGUAUUACUCUGAGAAUGAACAAGGCUUUUCAUCACCUCCCCAACCACCAGGUGUCUGUGUGCGUGUGUGUGCGUGUGUGCGUGUGUGUGCGUGUGUGCGUGUGUGUGUGUGUGCGUGUGUGUGCGUGCGUGCGUGUGUGUGCGUGUGUGUGUGUGAGUGAGCUUGGAUGAGCGACUGUUCACACAUAGGCUAAUGGAAAACUUGAAGUACAUCAUUGUUCCAAUCUUCCGACUCCAAAACACUAUAAAGGUACAUGUGUAGACGCCAAAAGUAAAGCAAAGCAAAGCAAAGCAAAGCAAAGUGCUUGCUACAGACAGGAGGAAGUCACCCCUGAGGAGGAAAGGAAAGCAAGGAAGAGAGGAAACAUUCACCAUGAUGCUAGAAGAAAGCUGGCACAAAGAAGCAGCAUCUCGGCCAGGACUAUCACUGUGUUGCUGUAGCCAUAGUGUUUGUACAAUGUCUUAUCUCGGACCUAUGGAGGACAUGACAAAGACUGAACUACCCUCCCUCCCUCAUGACACCUCCCCACACCUUUUAUAACCAUUCCUUGGUUUUAGAUGAAAUUCUCUUUUAAGGGUCAGCUACUUAAGGAUUUAGCAGAUAAAAAUCAUCAGUGUGGAGCGUUGUACAGUUUUUGCAGACGCUUCCUUCAGCCUGCCUGGAGUACUUUUGUCUGCUGCUCCCUCAAUUGAACUGUCCUACCUUGGCUGUUAACUGUACGUACUGUAGAAUGUCUUGAAAUGUGACCAUGAAACAGAAAAGGAUGUGAUUCAGUUUUUGGACUGGUUGAGAGUGUAGAACAAGAAAUGCUCCCUAAUGAACUUAAGUGCUCCAGUUGUGUUGGAAACCUCCAAACUCCAUGUCCUAAAUGCUUGUUUAUAUAUACAUAUAUAUAUAUAUAUAUAUAUAUAAAAUGUAGAUUUUUCUGGUUUACCCCGUAUAUUAAUGUUAGUCCUUUUCUUAUGGUGAUGGCUGUUUGUUUUUUUUGUUUUUUUGUUUUUUUUUAAUUUUUUUUUUUAUGCAUCACUGAAACAAACGUCAGUGAUAACUGGACUGUUCAACUGGAAAAUGUGCUCAGUGAUUUAAAGUUUUGUUUUUGUUUUUUUUAAAUUUCUUUUGAGCCUUACCAAGAUGUGGAAAAGAACCAGAAAAGACUCUUGGUACUAUGUACCACUAAUGUUUUCUGAUAUGUAUGUGUACUUAAUCUAUAAUAUAUUUAAAUUGUGUUUGAUUUAAAUACAUAUAUUAUGAAAUGUUUUGUCUGUCUUCAUUUUUUGGUGACAUUUUAGCUGAAGUGCUGGUAUAUUAUUGUGGUUUCAUGCCACUGCA